AUGCGAGCUCGAAGCAUCCCUUUACUUGCCCUCUUAGCUAGCAAUGCCGCUGCCGAAAGCUGCACUGCGGAAGUAUCUCAAUUGCCAUGGAAGUUUGCCGCACCCACAGAGGCAUCUUCUUGCCCAAAUGGGACUUCACUCAUUGUGGCUAACGAAUGUUUCAAGUUAUAUGCAUGCUCUGGCUCCCCUGCUGAGAGCAGUCAUGGUUCUGCUGGAAGAGCAUCGCCAGGACUAACUGGUCAGGGUCCAGCAGGAGGAGGUGGAAUUCAAGGCUCAGUUGGAGGAGGCUCGGGUGGUCAGAAUCCCCAAAUUCCUGCCGUAGGAAAUAUUUAUGGUUCAACUGGGGGACCGGGUUCCCAUGUUCCAAUCAUGGGAAGUCAGCCAGUUGGCGGAGGUCUUCACGCUUCUGUUGGAGGAGGCUUUGGAGGUCAAGCUCCUCUGGAACCACAUCCAUUUGGAGGCUCAGCUGGAGGAGUUUUCGGAGGUGGUGCUCAAGUUCCCAUCGGGGGUUUAGCUGGUGGUAUUCUUGGAAGUGGGUCUCCGGGCCAACUUGGAGGCUUGGCGGGAGGAGUUCACGCAGGCGCUCAAGUUCCAGCCGGGAGCAAUCCCAAUAUCCAGGUUCCAAUAGGAGGGUUGGCUGGAGGUAUCCUUGGUGGAGGUGCUCAAGCCCCUGUUGGAGGAAUUCCCCAUCACCAGAUUCCCGUCGGGGGGUCAAUCGGUGGUGUUGUCGGAGGGGGUCCUCCAGCUCCAAUCGGCUCCAAUCCCAAUCUCCAGGGAGGAGCAGCCGGUGGUAUUUAUGGAGGUGCUCAACCUCCAGUCUACGGUGGUGCUCAAGCUCAAGUCGGUCCCAAUUCAAAUCCACAAGAAGGCUCAACAAGUGGAGUUUUUGGAGAAGGCCAAGUUCCAGUGGGAGGAAAUCCUUACGCCUCAGCUGGAGGAGUCUUCGACAGCGGUCAAGGCGGCAAUCCCAACCCCCAAGUCCCUGUCGGAGGAAGUGGCGAUCACGGUUCCUCAUGGAGCUCUCUCUGGACUACAUCCUGGGGCACUCAGCCUACUCCAUCUCCAGUUGGGGGAGGUCAAAAUCCCGCUGGUGGGGCUUGGAGCACAAGCUGGAGUUGGCGUAGUCAGCCGACUCCUGGUGUUGUUGAGGGAGCUUAUGACCCUCAUUGUUCAGCCUGGGUCUCGAGCUGGAGCUCAGCCUGGGGCAAUCAAAAUCCUCAGCCGACUCAGAGCACUGCAUGCGCCAAUCAGAAUCCCCAGCCCACUCCAGCACUAGGCGGUGGCUCUGGAGGAAGUCAGAAUGCUGGCGGAAAUCAGUAUGGCCAAAUCCCGUACGGUGGAUCUCAGUAUAGUUGGAGUGCUCAGCCAGCUCAGGGUAUGGCUCAGAUUCCCGCCGGUCAGCCGCCAGUCUUGGGAGGCAAGAUCAAUAAUCUUUAUGGCAGGCGUUAG
Messenger RNA from Hyaloscypha bicolor E, 1449 nucleotides. RefSeq lists its product as uncharacterized. The coding region runs from base 1 to 1449 and encodes 482 amino acids. The transcript has 2 exons. Lineage: Eukaryota; Fungi; Ascomycota; Leotiomycetes; Helotiales; Hyaloscyphaceae. The record is from RefSeq and is a predicted model, not a curated record.